AUGUCGGCCGGCGGUACCGCAGCCACAGCCACAGCCACAACGGCAUCGGCGGCGGCCCCACCACCACAACCACCACUCUCCUCCUCCUCUUCUUUUUCUUCGUCUGACGUACAUGGCCUGGCCCGCGCAAGCAGCGGACUGCCAUCCUCGUCGUCGUCGUCGCUACAGCACAUCCUGCCCCGCACAGAGGACCAUGACGAUGCCCGGAACCCAUCCAGACCCUCCUCGCCUUCGCCCGCCUCGCCGCGAGCAAACAAGCCGAGCGGAUCCAACACCGCCGCUACAGCCAACGCCCCUUCUUCUUCGUCCAAGGAGUCGUCUCGUCUGCCGGCGUGCGAGGCAUGCCGCUCGCGCAAGAUCAAGUGCGACGCCCUCGUACCCGCCUGCACACCCUGCAGGAAGGCGCAACGCGAGUGCGUCGGCCGCGACAAGACCUCGAGCGUCUCCAGGGGCCUCAUCUGGGAGCUUCAGGAAAAGGUGCGCGAGCUCGAGCAGAAGCUCUCUUCGGCAUCGACGUCGACUUCGGCCCCACAGCCACCAGCAUCCCUUCACCACUCGGCCAGCUACGAUGCCACCCUCCAUCGUCACCCGGACCGCCGUGGCUCCCUCUCGCAGUCCCACCAUGAUUUGGCCGCGCAUUCCUCGUCAUCCUCCAUGCCCCCCUCCGCGAACGCUGCGACAAGCUCCGGCAGGACGGCCAAGCGGAGAAAGACGGACAGCCACGCCGACGACGGCACCGCCGAUGACAGCGACGCCCGAGAAGACCGCGGCCGACUGUCGUCCCAGGACCCGCCGCCCCUCUCUCCUUCGCUUCAGCCGUCGCCCAACGACCUCAUACAAGAGACCUCGACCAUCUUCGAGACGCUCUCGUCCAACCUCCCCGCUGCUGCACGGCCACGCGACCGGCGUAGACCCUUGGCCAGUGCCAACGCAAGUGCCGCUCACGAUGUGGAUCGCGCGGGAACAGGGUCGUCGAGAGCGUCCGGACAGCCUGGCUACGCCGCCGACCCUUCAGCUCCGCAUGCUUCCCGACAUCCGCAAGCCGGCCUUGACGAUGCCGGACGCACGUCGCGGCGGAUGACCGGAUCGAAAUCGGCCGCCUCGACCUUCAACAUCAGCACCUACGACCGCGGCUUCAUCGACCGGCUGGUCAAGCGCUACAUUGUCUACAUGAAUGGGGCACUGCCGGUCAUCAACGAGGUGCGGCUGCGCGAGAUGACCGACCGAAUCUACCGCGCCGACCUCGAGCUCCGCCUCGCCGGACGGGCGGCCACGCGCAGCUCUUCUCCCAAGCCGGCCGAGCGGUACACGGUCUUGAUGGCACUGGCCAUCGCCUUGGCCUCGCUUUCGCGCUCCCACCACUUCAGCUCCGAGCUCAAGCGGCUCGGCAACAAGCUCUGGAGCGAAGCGCAGAGGCUGAUGCCCGAGUUCAGCAAGGUGGCCGACCUGGACAAGCUGCGCGCCAUUCUGCUGCAGCUCCUCUACGCCUUCCUCAUACCCAAGUCGGGCAGCGUGUGGGAGCUUUCGGGCGCGGCGAUGCGUCUCAUCACCGAGCUCAACCUGCACUUUGACCGCGAGGCCGACUCGGUCACGCACCAAAAGUACGAUGCCGAGAUGCUCGACACGCGGCGCCGGCUCUUCUGGACGGCCUACUGCCUUGACCGCAGCCUCGCCGUCGCCCUCGGCCGUCCGCCAGGCCUGUCGGAUGCAUGGAUCCACGUCCAGCUGCCCAGCCUGCGCUCGGAUCACGACCUGAUCCAGCAGGGCCCCGCUUCGGGCAAUGCCUCCGCCGUCCAUCUGAGCAACGGCAACGUCGACCGGCUCAAGCAGUCCUACCGCUCCCACAUUGCGCUGCGCCGCAUCCAGUCCGAGAUCCACUGCCGCCUCCACAGCGUCAACCCACGCGACUACUCGCUCGACCACGACGGCAUCAGCCUUUCGCAGCCUCUGCCUCCCGACCGCAACCUGGCCUCGAUGAUGGAGUACGGGCCGCCGACGCCCAACGUGGCGUGGCAGGAGAGGAUGGUCAAGAAGCUGCAGGAUUGGCGUGCCGGAUGCGCCGCCUGCACCAACGAUGCCGGCAGCAGCAGCUUCGGCGGAGGCGCAGGUGUCCACGGGGGGAGCAGCGGCGGCGGCGGUGUCGGCGGCGGCGGCAUCAGCAGCUUCAACGACCUCUCCGUCGAGGCCAUCCCCUUUGUGACGACCGAGUGGAUGGAGCUCAAUUAUAACCUGACGCUAAGCCUCCUCUUCCGCCCUUCGCCCAAUAACCCGCGGCCCGACCAGCAGGGCCUGCGGCGCGCCUUUGUCGCCUCGGGCGAGGUGAUGAAGCUCUACAAGCUGAUGCAUCGCACCUCGAAGAUCAACUUUCCGUGGCUGGCGACGCACAACCUCUUCAUCUCGGGCCUCACCUACCUCAACUCGCUCGAGAAGCUGGCGCGGCAGGGGCUCAGCAACCCGACGUCGCUCGUCGACAUCAUCUUCAAUGUCCAGAGCUGCACGUCGGUUCUCGAGGCGCUGACGUCGCUCGAGGACGGGUACAAUACACGGGUGCGCGACACGUUCGACACCGCGGCGGCCGCGGUGCUCAAGAUCAUCCUGGAGCCUUCUCGGGGCGGCAGCGGCGGCGCCAAUGGCGGAACCGUGCUUGAGUCGACGGUGUCCGGUUCUCUGACGCCGAUGCCGAAUCCGUUGAGGGCGAUGAUGGGCGGCACGACGGGCCAUGGCGGCUUCAGCACCAGCGGCGGCGGCGGCGGCGGCGGCAGCAACAGCAGUAGCGGCAACAGCAGCGGUGCCGGUGCAGCUGGACUCGGCAGCGGGGCUGGCGGCAGCAACAGCGGCGGCGGCGGUGCCCUCAUGAUGGCGGCAACAACAUCCGGCGGCGGCUUCGACUCUUCGCUCCGCAGCGCGAGGCAGGGCAGCCCGGCUCUGCGUACCUUCCCCACUUCGUCGGCUCCCAACAGCUUCAUGAGCCCGACGUGGCUGUCGGACGCCACGUGGAACACGGUGGCAGCGUCCAACUCUGCUCCGCCUGGCUCGACGAUCCUCGUGGCCGCACCCCCUCGCAACGUGUACUCGCAGCUGCAGCGGCCCACGUCCUCGCUGUCGUCGGCAAUUCACUCGGCACCGGCAAUCUCGCAGCAGCGCACCACGGCGCAGGGCUCGCCGCCUCUAGCGCCGACCACAAGCUACGGGCAGGCGCAGCAAGAUGGAUUCUCGGUGGGCGGCGCAGGCAGCCACCAUGCCUUUUCUGGCAUGGCUGCGCUGAGCCCCGUCGUGCUCGGGUCCAUCUCUCCCUCGACGGUGCAGCGCAACGGGCAGGACGGCCACGGCGGCGGCGGCAUUGGCACGUACAGCGGCAACGGUGGAGGCGGCUCGAACGGCGUCACGACGGACGGCAACCAGACCAACGGCUCGCAGAACGGAGGCGGCGGGACGAGCGACACCGGCCCCACGUUUGGCUUCCACAACUGGCUUUUGCAGCCGUACGAGGGCGGAGGAUGGGGCCUGGACUCGACAUCCGGGUUCCUGGGAGGAGGCGGCAGUGGAGCAUUUGAUCCCUCCAUCUCCCCCUCGUCUUCGACGCGCGGCGGCGGCGGCGGCGGCAGCGGCGGAGGAGGAGGGUUGGGCAACCCCUUCUUCAACGACGGCAGCAGCGCCGCCGGAGGAGGGCUGGGCAACUUUUCCGAUGGCACUCCAAGCGUCUCUGGCGCGGCGGACGGGGCGGCGGGCGGGUACGAUUUCAGCUCGGUCUUUGAGGCUGCCACCAGCGGCGCUGCGGGGGUCGACGAGGCCGAGCGGCGACGGCUCAAGGCCGAACCGGCCAACGGUGGCGGUGGGGGCGGUGGCGGAGACUCGCAUCGUCGGGGAUCGUUUAAGCUGCCGGAUGGCGAGGGGCAGCAGCAGCGCGACGACGGUGCCCACUCUACGGGCGGAGGAGGAGGGGGAGGGGAGACGAGGACGCAGCACCAGCAGGAUACGUCGUUCCUGGAGAUGCUGGCCGACGUCUCGCGGUCGCUGUGA
This is a messenger RNA of Pseudozyma flocculosa PF-1, 4020 nucleotides long. RefSeq lists its product as uncharacterized. The record is from RefSeq and is a predicted model, not a curated record. NCBI's taxonomy places the organism in Eukaryota, Fungi, Basidiomycota, Ustilaginomycetes, Ustilaginales, Ustilaginaceae. Gene Ontology annotation, biological process: positive regulation of transcription by RNA polymerase II; DNA-templated transcription. The transcript has a single exon. Gene Ontology annotation, molecular function: DNA-binding transcription factor activity, RNA polymerase II-specific; sequence-specific DNA binding; zinc ion binding. The coding region runs from base 1 to 4020 and encodes 1339 amino acids.